CAUGACCCUUCGUCUGAUCAUUUGCCUUUCCUCCUACAUUCCCAUACUGUGACCGAUCUUGAUUCCACUACAUAAAACUAUCAUCCACACGAUCCCACCAACAAGCCAACCUCCUCCAUUACUACUGUUCUAUUCCAACCACACACCGACUCGAGACGACGUGCAUUUGCUCCCUUGAUACCCCAUCCACCCUUCCGCAGUUACCCCUCACAAAGCUCCCUCCUACAACUCUCACACAUACACGCACUUCUUCUCAACAACACCUCACAAUUCAUCAAAACCAAUCGCCAUCAUGUCCAACACUACCGUUCACGUCAAGAACAUCGCCUCGGCGACCGAAGACAAGGAGAUCAAGGACUUCUUCAGCUUCUGCGGCAAGAUCACCAACAUUGAGGUCACUCCCGCCGGCGAGACCAAGGAUGCUGCCGUCACCUUUGAAAAGGAGACGGCUGCCAAGACGGCUCUCCUGUUGAACAACACCCAGCUCGGCACCUCCCACAUCACCGUCACCAGCGCCGGCGGCGACCCCUCUGACGAUGCUCCCCACCACAAGGAGAACGCCAACCGCGACUCCGACGAUAUCACUCAGGAGGAGAAGCCUCGCUCCCGUAUUCUGGCUGAGUACCUCGCCCAGGGUUACGUCGUCGGUGACGCCGCUCUCCAGCGCGCCAUCGAGCUCGACAGCCAGCACGGUGUCUCCAACCGCUUCUUCAGCACGCUCCAGAGCCUGGACCAGAAGUACCACGCAACCGACCGCGCCAAGGCUACGGACCAGUCUUACGGUAUUACCGCCAAGGCCCAGGGCCUUUUUGGCGGCCUGAGCUCGUACUUUGAGAAGGCUACCAGCUCCCCAACUGGCAAGAAGAUUGUCGGCUUCUACGAGACGGGCUCGAGACAGGUGCAGGACAUUCACGCCGAGGCUCGCCGCCUGGCAGACCUGAAGAAGGAGGAGCAUGGCGGCAGUGCCCUGAAGGCUUCUGGCCUGGAGAGGUUCCUUGGUAAGGAGAAGUCUGUGCCUCCCGCCACUGGCGAGACCAUCGGCACCCAAUCUCCCACCAACCCCGACCCGACGACUGCUGUUCCCCUGUCGAAGCCGUCGGCUGCGACGGACGAGAAGGCAUCGUCGUAGAAUAAUGGGGAUGUUUGGUACGCAAAAGGUUAUGUGGAUAGGCGUUGGCUGGAUUGAUUAGGCACGACCGUUUUAUGACUGCUACGCAAGUGGUUUUCCCCAUGAGUACUCUAGCUAGUUACGACUUCGAAUGCAAACAUUUGGC
Molecule: messenger RNA, 1274 nt
Organism: Colletotrichum destructivum
Lineage: Eukaryota; Fungi; Ascomycota; Sordariomycetes; Glomerellales; Glomerellaceae
Product: Putative RNA recognition motif domain, nucleotide-binding alpha-beta plait domain superfamily
Exons: 2
Coding region: 293-1129 (278 amino acids)
Cellular component (GO): nucleoplasm
Molecular function (GO): RNA binding
Source: RefSeq, a predicted model, not a curated record